This is a messenger RNA of Orussus abietinus, 771 nucleotides long. RefSeq names its product probable H/ACA ribonucleoprotein complex subunit 1 (gene Gar1). The record is from RefSeq and is a predicted model, not a curated record. The coding region runs from base 59 to 712 and encodes 217 amino acids. Gene Ontology annotation, biological process: ribosome biogenesis; snoRNA guided rRNA pseudouridine synthesis. Gene Ontology annotation, cellular component: box H/ACA snoRNP complex. Lineage: Eukaryota; Metazoa; Arthropoda; Insecta; Hymenoptera; Orussidae. The transcript is spliced from 5 exons. Gene Ontology annotation, molecular function: box H/ACA snoRNA binding.
GCAUCGUUUGCAUUUAAUACACGGUGUCGGCAUUGAGAGUAAGCAGCUUGACGAGACUAUGUUCCGUGGAGGUCGAGGAGGAGGUUUUGGCAGAGGUGGUUCUCGGGGAGGAAGAGGUGGAGGAUCUUUUCGAGGUGGUCGCGGCGGUGGAGGUGAUAGAGGCAACAGAGGGUAUGAUCAAGGUCCUCCAGAAACUGUGACGCCUUUAUGUCAUUUUGAAUGGACUGUUCAGGAUGAUAUCGUUGCAAAAGCAGAUAUUGAACAAGUUCCUUUCUUUAAUGCUCCAAUCUAUAUGGAGAAUAAGCAGCAAAUUGGGAAAAUAGAUGAAAUCUUUGGCAACGUUAGGAAUUAUUACGUCUCGAUAAAGUUAUCAGAGAAUGUGAAAGCUUCCAGUUUUGAGAAGAAUACAAAGUUAUAUGUUGACCCAAUGAAACUAUUGCCACUGCAAAGAUUUUUGCCUAAACCUCCUGGGGAAGUGAAACGAUUAGGUGCCCGUGGUGGACGACGAGGUAUGGGCGGACAUGGUGGUCCAAGAGGAGGAGGAAGAGGAGGUGGUCGAGGAUUUUUUGGCGGAAAUAGGGGAGGAGGUAGCAACAGUGGAUUUAGAGGAAGAGGAGGUGGCGGUGGCGGUGGCGGGGGUGGUGGUUUUAAUCGUGGAGGUGGAAGAGGUCGAGGACGUGGAAAAUGGAAAUCCUUUCUGCCCCUUGGAUGAUUCAAAUUCCGCUCCAUUCCCGCCGCUAGUACCCCGCGCGGCCGGUGAGGGCAGUAGGU